ACUUUACACAGCAAUGGCAUUUGCACUUUUCUGUUCACGGUAUUUGUUUAGUUUGUCGUAGUUGUAGUGUCAGUAUCAUGUUUGUGCUCUAUAAAACUCGCCCUGCUUUUUAGGCUAACGCUGUCGGUGUUGUCCGUGUGUCUGCAUGUUAGAAAAUCAAUGACAGUUUUCAAUGAGCAAUUAUUAACAACGUCCCGUGUGUUUUACUUGGCCUGUUACAUUUCAGUUUUUUUGUUUGUUUUUAACCAACGCUGCUGUAAGUGGCAUAUUUAGUUUAAGUUUUUUCUUUUAGCUUCCACCUGCUGGCCACCAGAUAGCACAGUUGCAUUGGAUAUCAGUCUACGGUGUUUUCAUGCCUUUAUUAUAUGUUAUUCUAUCCUAAUUAGAUGUUUAUUAGUCCACAGAUGGCAUACAUUACAUUGACUGUCUCGUUGCUUCUUCGGUUUGGACUUGGACAUGGCUCCCAUAAUCAUCCUCACGAUGAUCAUUACAUUGGCCAGCAGCACAACCCCGAGCAUGAUAUGGCCAUGCUGCUGGGAGAUGAGCACACAGAGGAGAUCAAGGAUCUUAGCCCAUCAGAGCAGAAGAAGAGGAUGAUGGAAAUUGUAAACAAGAUUGAUACCAAUGGUGAUGGUUUUCUUAGUGCAGAGGAGAUCACCGUGUGGAUUCAGCAUGUCUACAGGAAAUAUGCUCUGGACGACGCAGCAGAGCGUUUCCAUGAGUUUGACAUUAACAAGGAUGGUGUGGUGACAUGGGAGGAAUACAACAGCAUUGCUCACGAUCAACUUCUUAGUUUUGAUGACAACACCAUCCUGGAAGAUCCAGAGCAAGAGUCUCUCAGACAUCUCCACCUGAAGGAGAAGAGGCGCUUUGACUUUGCUGAUUUGGAUGGUGUACCGGGCCUCAGUGUAACCGAAUUCCUUGCCUUUACCCACCCAUCUGAAGUGGAUCACAUGGCUGAUUUUGCCAUUGAAGAUGUCUUGAGUGAAUACGAUACAGAUAAAGACGGAUUCAUAUCGCUGAGUGAAUUUAUCGGAGAUGUGCGUGGUGAAGAUGAUUCCCCUUCGCAGUGGGAGAUCGAAGAAACAGUGCGGUUCAAAGAACUGUAUGACCAAGAUAAUGAUGGCAGGCUGAAUCGUGAUGAGCAACUGCGUUGGGUCGCACCUAACAGCUACGGUUCAGCAAGAGAAGAAGCGCUUCACCUUAUCAAAGAAAUGGACCAAGAUGGAGAUGGGCAGAUCUCAAAGUCAGAAGUUUUGAAAAACCAAGAAACAUUCAUGAACAGUGAAGUGACAGAUUACGGCAGACAGCUGCAUGUGUCACACGAUGAAUUAUAGCAUUUCUAAAAGUUUUAUAUAUUGAGCUAUUCCCUAAUUAGUUUUUCUGUGUAGAUGAUGAGGAAUUUUUUUCAGCUAGAGGUUGGGUAUUUUUUUCAUUACGGUACUUUCUUUUGAAGUUAGAAAUCUUUUCAAUUGUAAUUCUUAAGAUUUCUGUCAAUGGUAAUUUGUAAAGUACAGAAACGGAAGUACUUGCAAGCAAUGCAAUAUCCUCUAAAAUGACUCAUAGAUUAAAAUCAGAAGAAUGGCAAAAUAGUACAUUUGAUAGCUUUGUAAUGGGUUGCAUGAAAUGGUGGAAACUCCUGUUAUUGUGCCGUUUCUACACUUCUUUAAAAUUGAGAUUAUGAGAGCUUCCUCUUGAAAACAUAUAUGCCAUUUUACUAAGAGCACACAAAGCACACUUUGUUGUAUUUCAAAAAGACAAGAAAUUAAAAAAAGGAAAUGAACUUGUUUUUAUAUUUGUUGAGUUAUUUGAAACUUUCAGCUCCGUUCUUGCAACUGUUGACUGGUUGCAACUCUUCCUCAUUUAAAUCAAAUGAGUGAGUGAGUAAGUGAGAGUUGCUGCAUGAGGGCUUAUUUCCUGAAUGUGCCAUGAUCCGUUUCACUUGCAGUGUAACACAGCCUGUUAAGCUGUCAGGUACUAUUACAAGUGAAAAAGUUGAGCUCUCCACCAAGGACUGUUUUUUUUAUCAUGUCGGAGAUGACUUUACAUUUCAAAGAUGCAUUCUGGGGAGCUGAAUUCAUCAGCAAUGUUGGUUAUGACACCAUCAUUCAAAGACUCAGCGAAGGUCGGAGAACAUGCAAAGACAUGGAGGAGAUCCUAAAACUGAGGGCAUCGGCUGAGGAUAAAUAUGGGAAGGAGCUGGUGGCAAUUGCUCGCAAGGCGGGGGGUUUGUCUGAGAUUUGCACUUUGAGGGUAUCGUUGGAUGAAAUGAAAAAACAAAUUGAAAACAUUGGCAACCUGCACAUUCAGUUGUCUGGGCUCCUGAGGGAGGAGGUGAAGAGAAUGGAGGAAUUCAGAGAACGACAAAAAGAACAGAGAAAAAAGUUUGAAGCCAUCAUGGAGAAAGUCCAGAAGACAAAGGUUUCCCUUCACAAGAAAGCGAUAGAUUCUAAAAGAUCCUACGAGCAGCGCUGCAAGGAGGCAGAUGACGCAGAGCAAACGGCUGACAGGUUGGGCAACGCUCCUACAGCCACCCCUAAACAGAUUGAGAAGCUGAACAACAAAUCUAAACAGUGCAGGGAGGCUGCAGAGGAAGCUGAGAAACAGUACAAGUCAAACAUCGAACAGCUUGACAAAAUCCGUCAAGAGUGGGAAUCAACACACAUUGAAACAUGUGAGAUGUUUCAGCUGCAAGAAGAAGACCGCAUCGGUGUGUUAAGGAACGCCUUGUGGGUGCACUGUAACCAUUUAUCAAUGCAGUGCGUCAAAGAUGAUGAGUGUUAUGAAAAUGUGAGGAGAAUGCUUGAAAACUGUGACAUCAUCAUGGACAACAAUUCCUUUGUGGAUUUGAAAAAGACCGGCUCAACACCCCCAGCUCCAAUUGAGUACCAGAAUUACUAUGAGAGCAAUGCUUCAUCCGAGAGGAAUGGCAGUGCUGGAUUUGCAGGAGGAGUCAUUAAAAGGUUUUCAAACUUUCUGCAAGGGAACUGUACCAGUGGCUCCAAACAGAACAUUAAUGAGUCACUUCCACAAUCUGCUGCAGGAACAUCAGAUGGCGUAUAUGCUUCCAUUCCUGGAUUUCAGGCACAUACAGUGAGCACUUUGGAAUACAAGGCUGUGUAUGCCUACACUGCCCAGGGGGAAGAUGAACUCUCGCUAUCUGCUGACGACAUCGUGACUGUCAUAGACCAGGGUGAGGAUGGUUGGUGGAUGGUGCAGAGAAACGGCUCUACUGGACUGGUUCCAGGUUCUUAUCUUGCAAAGGAGUGACUGUGCCUGACAGCAUCAUGCAGGAGCCAGGAAAAUUCCAUGCUUCAUUUGUAAAUUUUGCUAAGGCCUAUUCAUUGACAAUAACUCCUUAUUGGAUGUAUUGUUUAGUCCCCUUUGAGUAGGUUCUGCCCAUCUCCAACUAUGAAACAUGGUGGUAGCAAAAUAAAUGUCACACUGGACCUCCUCCAAGCCACAAACUUAUCAUGCGUAAACCUUGUUACUUUUUCACCGAAUCAUGGCACUAAUGUUUAUCCAGACUGUGGUUUUCUUGUAAAUUUGUAAGUUUUAAACAGCUGGGCAGAGUGUUUGAUUUCCAUCGUUGGCCUGUGUGUUAUUUAUAAGAAAUUAAUUCAAGCACUCUGAAAACAUUAAAAGAGAACGCUAUUUAAAG
Menidia menidia (Atlantic silverside) is the source of this 3661-nucleotide messenger RNA. Lineage: Eukaryota; Metazoa; Chordata; Actinopteri; Atheriniformes; Atherinopsidae. The record is from the annotation of a GenBank genome assembly.